AUGGCUUGUGCUGCAAGUGAAGGUCAUUUGCCAGUCUUGCAGUGGUUGCACGCCAACCGCUCGGAGGAAUGCCGAACUGAAGACAUGCUGCUAGCUGCUAAGAAUGGUCAUCAUGACGUCGUGCGUUGGCUGCAUGAACACACUGGAGUCGUGACGGACAGGGCAGUCGCUGAAGCUGCUCGAAAUGGACACUUCGAUGUGGUACAAUGGCUGUGUACCCACACCACUGUUGAAUCGACUGAUGGCGCCAUGUCUAAUGCUGCGUACUCGGAGCAUAUCGACAUCGUUCUGUGGCUGCACGAAAAUCGCUCGGAACGCUACUCGACGAUGGUGAUGGAUGCAGCUUCCCUCCGGGGAAACUUGACAAUGCUGAAAUGGCUCCGCGCCAACCGACCGAACGAAGGAUACUCAACCCUCGGCAUUUCGUUGCUCUCCAAGCUUUAG
This is a messenger RNA of Phytophthora sojae, 444 nucleotides long. RefSeq lists its product as hypothetical. The record is from RefSeq and is a predicted model, not a curated record. NCBI's taxonomy places the organism in Eukaryota, Oomycota, Peronosporomycetes, Peronosporales, Peronosporaceae. Bases 1 to 444 code for a protein of 147 amino acids. Gene Ontology annotation, molecular function: protein binding. The transcript has 3 exons.